AUGGCCAAAAUCACGGCGCUCAACCUUGCGUCCGUGUUCUUCGCCGCAUCUGGCGGGUUCACCUACGGCUUUGGAUUUGGAGUGUUUACUUCCAGCAUUGGCCAGCCCGGCUUCUUUGGCUAUUUCAACCUCGUCAAGGGCAGCACCUACACAGCCAACAUCAUCGAUGCCAUCAACUCGCUCUUCGCCCUCGGUGCGGCCGUUGGAGCCCUGACACAGGGCUAUACUAGCGACUGGCUCGGUCGUCGCCGCGCCAUCUUUGCUGCUGCCAUCGUCUGCAUCAUCGGCGGCGCACUGACCGCCGGAUCCGCCGCCAUCCCCAUGCUCAUCAUCGUCCGCUUCUUCCAGGGCAUCGGCCUCGGCCAGAGCGUCACGCUGGCGCCGCUUUACAUCAGCGAAAUUGCUCCCGCACAUCGCCGCGGCUUACUGAUCGGGGUGUUCUCCGCCGCCCUCGGCACUGGCUACACGGUUGUUGCCUGGAUCAGCUUCGGGACGUACUAUGCUACCAACGAGACCGUGCAGUGGCGUGUGCCACUGGCGCUGGCCUGUGUGGCACUGAUUGCCCAGGCCAUCGGCGUGUGGUUCAUCCCAGAGUCCCCGCGCUGGCUCGUCCUCAAGGACCGCAAAGAAGACGCUUGGCACAUUGUCCGCCGGCUGCACCAUGAUCCCGGCGAUGCGGAGCAACGCAAUGCGCAGGCCGAGUUUACACAAAUCUGCCGCCAGGUGGCCUUUGACAAGAAGUUUGACGUGUCGUACUGGCAGCUGUUUCGUCGGCCCUCGUGGCGCAAGCGGUCGCUCCUGGUCCUGUUUCUCAUGUUUGCCAGCCAGAGCACCGGCGUCCUCGGUAUCGGCAACUACGCCAUCCUUAUCUACGAGAGUCUGGGCUUCACCGGCGGGCUGCCGAUUAUGAUGAACGCUGUUUACACACUGAUCGGCACAAGUGCAACCUUCCUUGGCUCCUACCUAGCCGACCGUAUCGGACGGCGAACGCUCCUAGUCAUCGGCUUCCCAAUCAACAGCUUGUUUCUCCUCGGCGAAGCCCUGCUUCAGCGCCAAUAUGUCGACGGCACCGGCGCCGCCUCGCACGCCGGCCUGUCCGCCUGUGUCCUUUUCCUGUUUCUCUACAUUGUGAGUUACGACAUUUGCAUCGAUCCCGCCUCUUUUAUUUACGUCGCAGAAGUCUGGCCAACCGCGAUUCGCUCCAAGGGCAUCGCCCUCGGCUGGUUCGCCUAUUUCAUCGGUACCCUGACCUACACCACGCCCGCCGCCCUCGCCUUCCGGAACAUCAGCUGGCGCUACUACAUGGGCAAAACGCUGGAGGAGAUGGGCGACCUGUUUGGCGACGAGGUCGUCGUGCACAUGGCCAACGACGGUCGCGGCUUUGUCGAGACGGGCGGGGCCCUCAUGGAAAGCAAAGUUGCCGGCGGUGAGGUGGUUAUGCAGGAGAUGGCUGAGACGGACCGCGAGGGUGCCGUCUGA
Molecule: messenger RNA, 1479 nt
Organism: Sporothrix brasiliensis 5110
Lineage: Eukaryota; Fungi; Ascomycota; Sordariomycetes; Ophiostomatales; Ophiostomataceae
Exons: 3
Coding region: 1-1479 (492 amino acids)
Biological process (GO): transmembrane transport; carbohydrate transport
Cellular component (GO): membrane
Molecular function (GO): carbohydrate:proton symporter activity
Source: RefSeq, a predicted model, not a curated record